Messenger RNA from Peromyscus maniculatus bairdii (prairie deer mouse), 1380 nucleotides. Lineage: Eukaryota; Metazoa; Chordata; Mammalia; Rodentia; Cricetidae. The record is from RefSeq and is a predicted model, not a curated record.
CAAGUCAGGAAGGCAGGAUCUGUGAAUUCAGAGGCGCUCAGCCCUUCUUCCAAGAGAAAGCAGCCGGCAGAGCAGAAGGGAGAGGAUGGAGAGCCUUGUGAAAGUGGGGUACAGCCCAGCAGGGGCUCAGAGACCUCUCCCCUGACACAAGACACCAGAGGGCCCAGUCCAGAGGAGGCCAAGGACUCCAGGCAGAGUUCGGGUGGCUCCUCCUGCAGAAGCCACCAAGGAAGAGGCCGCCCCAAAGAGAAGAGGAGAAGGGCAAGGCAACCUCCCUCCAGAGAGAGAGGAGGAGACAAGGCUGAGUCCUGCCUAGCCAAAGAACACCAGGCAAGAGACUGCCUGCACAGAAGACCGCGGGUCAAGGACAGAAGGCCCCAGCCGAGAUCUCCCUGGAGGAGUGUCAAGCGCAGCCUCAGCCCCUCUGGAGACUCCCACACUGCUGCUCCUCCACACAGGUCAGCCAAGAGGCUCAGGCAACAUUCUCCAGAAGCCCUGUCAUCCAGAGCGCUCUCACCGCUGUCCAGAGUCAUGAUCCGCAUGGGGGCCUUGGAGGUGGCCCUGGAAGAGCUGCAGGCCCCUGGAGGAGCCUUCCUGCACACUGUGCCCCGGAGCAGCCCCAGCACGGAGUGCACAGUCUCUCAGCGCGCCUGGCUCACGUGGCAGCUGGCACAUGCCGGGGCCGCGCUCAAUUGGGCGCUUCACACUGUCAAUCACAUCUUGGCUGCUCAGGCCUGGCUGCCCAGAUCCUCCCAGGUCCAUGCAGACUCCACCUUGGCUCCAGGCCAGUGCCCACCUACUGGAAGAUUCCCUGGGAACCUGGAUUAUGGAAAGAAAGCCUAAAAGGACGACAUUCAUUAGUCCACCUUUCUGAAACCUGCCCGAUCCCAUGCCUUGGGGAUUCUCUGAAAAAACACCGACUCUUGCAAGGAAAUCUGCAAAUGGAGGUCCCUUAUUGUACAGAAACAUUCCCACUCUUUUGGACAGGCUCACUCAGGCCAAGUGGCUGUUGAACACGGUUUCUUUCUGCUGGGCGCUUACACACUGCCUGAAAUCCACACUUUGCACAGGAGCAGCAAUCCUGACUGCCAGCUCGUCUACGUGUUUGGAUAUGGAAGAAAUUCAGCCCACAGCUCACACACAGUUCCCUAGAAGCUCUUUGUGAGAGAGUCCGAACUUCUAGUCUUUGAAAUCUGUGAUGUGUUAAGUCUGGCCUCUUACUGGAUUGAUUGCUUUCUAGUUUGUAGAAGCAGAAGCAUUUCCAUUUUGUAACGCUCAUAAACCGUCGGUUUUCACAACUCUUCUCAAGAUGUGAUAUAUCUGCGUAGAAUGCUUGUGGUGGAUGUACACUCAACUCUCAAUAAAGUAUUUAUGGUUGUA